CCUCCUCCUCCUCCUCCCUGACUGACAGGCUGAGGCGAAGCGAAACAAAAUGGCGGACAGGUUCUCCCGCUUCAACGAGGACAGGGACUUCCAGGGUAAUCACUUUGAUCAGUAUGAAGAAGGCCACUUGGAGAUUGAGCAGGCAUCCUUAGACAAGCCUAUAGAAUCGGAUAAUAUUGGACACCGCCUGCUACAGAAGCAUGGUUGGAAGCUGGGCCAGGGUUUGGGGAAGUCUCUCCAGGGUAGGACAGAUCCUAUCCCCAUCGUUGUCAAGUAUGAUGUCAUGGGCAUGGGGCGGAUGGAAAUGGAGCUUGAUUAUGCUGAAGAUGCUACAGAACGGAGGAGGGUCUUGGAAGUGGAGAAGGAAGAUACCGAAGAGCUGAGGCAGAAAUACAAGGAUUACAUGGAUAAAGAAAAAGCAAUUGCCAAGGCCCUCGAAGACCUCCGAGCCAACUUCUAUUGUGAACUCUGCGAUAAACAGUACCAGAAGCAUCAAGAGUUUGACAACCACAUAAAUUCCUAUGACCAUGCCCAUAAACAGAGGUUGAAAGAUCUCAAGCAAAGAGAGUUUGCUCGUAAUGUCUCAUCAAGAUCCCGGAAAGAUGAAAGGAAGCAGGAGAAAGCCCUCCGGCGUCUGCAUGAGCUUGCUGAGCAGAGAAAACAGCCUGAAUGUGCUCCAGGAAGUGGACCAAUGUUCAGAACCACCACUGUGGCUGUCGACGAAGAAGGAGGGGAGGAGGAGGUGGCAGAUGUGGCAGCUCCCAGUGGCUGUUCCUCCUUCCCAGUGGCUUCUGGGCAGACUGUCAAUGUGACCAUAGAGAAAAACAUUGUUAAUUCCAGUGGGCUGGCCAGUGGCAACUCAGGGCUUGGGCAGGUUCCUCUACAGAUGCCGCAGACCAUCAGCCUGGGAGUCAACCCUCUUCAGAAGAUAGGGGUGUCUUUCUCCUUUGCCAAAAAGGCUCCUAUGAAGCUGGAGUCCAUCGCCUCUGUCUUCAAAGAUCACGUGGAUGAGACUGGUCCUCCUGAUGAAAUCAAAGCCGAUGAUAGAGCCCCUUCAGACGCUGGAGCUUUCGGUAAGAUCGGAGAAGCAGAGAGGACAAACAGCCCUGACAGCAAGGGAGAUGAGGAGGAACAGCAGCAUGAGAAAGAUGGAGCAGGGGCCAGCACCCCACAGUCGAAACUGAAAAAAAUAAAACGAGAGGACGGGCCAUUGGCAGUAGAACCAGAAUAUUAUCACUAUAUCCCGCCAGCCCACUGCAAGGUGAAACCCAACUUCCAGUUCCUGCUAUUCAUGAAGGCCACGGAGCAGGUGGAAGCCAAAGCUGUGAGCAAGAAAGUGGCACGUGAAAGGAAACAGAGUAAUUCCCCCAAGCCCAGAGUGGCCAAGAAUGGUGAUAAGGUGGCAGUAGCAGAGUGUGCCAACCAACUGAAAGAACCCAGCCCCACCAGCCCCACCAACAAAAGCAACAAAAUGGAAGACAAAGACAUUCUGGAGGAUGCCAGUGAACUGGAAGGCAAACAGCCCAAGGAAGGCAACACUACAGAGUUGGGUGCCCUGAAAGACCCUCCCCACCCCACCCCAGACAGUAAAGAAGCAGCAGAUGGGCCCAAGCAUUUAACAGGGCCUUUCUUCCCUGUGCUGAGUAAAGAUGAGAGCACCACCCUCCAAUGGCCUUCAGAAUUGCUUAUUUUCACCAAAGCAGAACCCUCAGUUUCAUAUAGCUGCAAUCCCUUGUAUUUUGACUUUAAGUUGUCUCGAAACAAAGACAGUAAAGCAAAAGGGGCAGAAAAACAGAAAGCGGCAACCAGUCUUUCAAAAGAAAACACACCAUCUGCCGAGGGUGGAGAGGCAAGUAAGAGCAAAGAACCAGGCCUCCCUCCUGGCAGCUCCUCCACCCUGCCAGAAAGCAAGUCCCUGCCAGCAUGCAGUAAGCAGGAAUCCAGCCCUGUGAGCGCAGGCAGGAGUGAAGGCCCAGAAGAUGGCAGCAAAGGCAACCUUGUCAGCCACAAAGACAAGCUGGGGAAGUCCCAUAAGCACAAAAAGAAGAAAAAGCACAAGAAAUCCACCAAACAGAAACGCCGACGCAAGGGCAAGGCAGAAGAGAAAAGCUGGGAAGGGGACUUGGCAGAAGAGAGGUCCAAGAAGCGAAAGAAACACAAACACAAAAAGAGUAAAUGUUUAUUUCCCACUGAGGGUGAGCGAGCACAAGAGAUCGAAGACGUUGGCCAUCCCAAGAAAAGAAAGUGGUGCCCUCCAGACUCCCAGCGGAAAUCUGUCUCCACUGAAGAAGGCGGCGGCAGCAAGAGAGAGGACAGCGGCACCUCGUCUCAAGAGCACAGCAGCAAAAAACACAAAGGGGACCCACAGCAGGAGCUGUCUGCCCCCAAGAGGCGGCCAUCUGCCCCUACUGCGGGCCGCCCCAGCCAUAAGGGCCGGCAGAGCGGUGGCUGCUAUGAGAGUGAUGAGGACUCCUGCCACAAGCACUUCAGGCAGAAGUCAGCAUCGCACUACAGUGAUUACGACUCUGGCAGCGACUGUUCACGGAGCCGCUCACGGUCAGGUCGGAGGCAUUCCUCCCGAAGGUCAUCUCAGAGGUCGUACUCAACAAGCUCCUAUGCCUCCUCGGACCACAGCCGGUAUAGCCGCCGGCGUAGCUACUCGGAGGACAGCUAUAGCGACUACAGUGACCGGUCGCGGAGUCGCACCAAACGUUCUCACGACUCAGAGGAUGAUUCAGACUACACUAGUUCCAAGCGCAGGUCAAAACGGCACAAAUAUUCUUCUUCAGAAGAUGACUACAGCCUAAGCAGGAGCAGGUCCCGGAGCCGAAGCAGAAGUCGGACCCACACCAGGGGAAGGACAAGGACGAGAAGUCGGGGCAGGACACGGAGCAGCAGCUGCAGCCGCAGUCGAAGUAAGCGCCGGAGCCACAGCCGGACGGGCCACAGCUGGAAAAGGAGCCGCAGCUACAGCCGGGAGCGCAGCCGGAGCACAAGGAGCCUCUCGCAGAGAUCCCUUUCCAGGAAGGGGUCCCGAGGUCACGAAAGCCCUGGCGAGAGGCGAUCCGGGCGGCGAGAUUUCAUCCGGUCCAAGAUCUAUCGCUCACAGUCUCCUCAGUAUCUCCGAGGAAGGCAAGGGGAGGGGCCUCCAAGAAAGGAGGAGGUGAGAGGAGAUGAAUCGAUGGGGGCCAGCAGUCUCUCCCAAAACAGUGGUGGAUCCAACUUGGGGAGCAACUGUAGCUCUGAGGAGAAGAACUCAGCUACAGCCAAGCUACUUCUGGAAAAGAUUCAGUCCCGGAGAGUGGAGAAGAAGGCUGGUGCGAAUGAGGACGCCCCAGGGCCCCACAAGCUUGGGAUAAAGCUGAAGGAUCCCCCCCAGGGCUAUUUUGGCCCAAAGCUCCCACCCUCACUAGGCAACAAGCCUGUCCUCCCAUUAAUUGGAAAGCUCCCCACAGUCCGAAAACCAUGCACCAAGCGAUGUGAGGAGUCUGGGCUAGAUAGAGGAGAAGAACCAGAACUGUCGGAGCACGAAGACGCCGCUCCGGAUGGUGGGGAAACGGUCCUGGCAAACCAGCCCCCGUUGGAAGAGGCUAUCGUGAGGAGGGUCCAGGAAUCCCUUCCCGGAGACCAGCCCACAGAAGAAGCAGCCCCAGAGGUGGCCCCUGUCCCCCUUGAGCCACCGGCGCUCCCGGAGUCCUACGGGCCAGGCGACCUGGUCGUGUCCCACGGCCUCCUCUCCGAUCCUAGCGAAAGCGAAGUGUUGGAGCCUUUGGACAGCGGGAACCAGCCUGUCUCCCUAGAAGGCAGGAUCGUGCCCUUAGUGCCUGAUGUUGAGCACUUCCCUGGCUACAUGCCCCAGAGUGGGGAGCCCAGCAUCAGCGGGGAGCUGGAAGGCGCUGAGGAUUCCUCCCUGGCCCCGCUGGAGAGUCAACCGAUCACUUUCACCCCCGAGGAGAUGGAGAAGUACAGCAAGCUCCAGCAGGCAGCUCAGCAGCACAUCCAGCAGCAGCUCCUGGCCAAGCAGGUCAAGGCCUUCCCGGCCUCUGCUGCUCUGGCUCCCACAGCGGCCCCUACCCUGCAGCCCAUCCACAUCCAGCAGCCAGCAGCUGCUGCCGCCACAUCCAUUACCACCGUACAACACGCCAUCCUUCAGCACCACGCAGCGGCUGCUGCUGCUGCCAUCGGCAUCCACCCCCACCCUCACCCCCAGCCCCUCGCUCAAGUGCAUCACAUCCCCCAGCCCCACCUGACCCCCAUCUCACUGUCCCACCUGACCCACUCCAUCAUCCCAGGGCAUCCUGCCACUUUCCUGGCCAGCCACCCCAUCCACAUCAUCCCUGCCUCUGCCAUCCACCCCGGCCCCUUCACUUUUCACCCUGUCCCUCACGCCGCCCUCUACCCAACCCUCCUGGCGCCCCGGCCAGCUACAGCGGCAGCUGCCACCGCAUUGCACCUCCACCCCCUUCUGCACCCCAUUUUCUCAGGACAAGAUUUGCAGCAUCCCCCAAGCCACGGCACAUGAGAGA
Euleptes europaea (tarantolino) is the source of this 4526-nucleotide messenger RNA. RefSeq names its product G-patch domain containing 8 (gene GPATCH8). The record is from RefSeq and is a predicted model, not a curated record. The transcript has 8 exons. Gene Ontology annotation, cellular component: nucleus. Lineage: Eukaryota; Metazoa; Chordata; Lepidosauria; Squamata; Sphaerodactylidae. Gene Ontology annotation, molecular function: nucleic acid binding. Bases 50 to 4522 code for a protein of 1490 amino acids.